Momordica charantia (bitter melon) is the source of this 1082-nucleotide messenger RNA. RefSeq names its product zinc finger A20 and AN1 domain-containing stress-associated protein 5. Gene Ontology annotation, molecular function: DNA binding; zinc ion binding; ubiquitin-protein transferase activity. Gene Ontology annotation, biological process: protein ubiquitination. NCBI's taxonomy places the organism in Eukaryota, Viridiplantae, Streptophyta, Magnoliopsida, Cucurbitales, Cucurbitaceae. The record is from RefSeq and is a predicted model, not a curated record.
GUAUCUGAGGCCCAUAUUCUAUCGCCAUUACGACCCUUUCCCAUCCCUUCAUAUUACCGCUCCCUCGCUUCCACGAUCCCAAAUCCACACCAAAUUUUCUUCUCAAUUCUUUCUUCCUUUUUCUUUUUCUUGUUCUUGUUCUGUAAAAUCUUUGGAGGAUCGGAUCGGAGAUAUGGCGCAGAGGACCGAGAAGGAGGAGACGGAGCUGAAGGUUCCGGAGACCAUCACGUUGUGCGUCAACAACUGCGGAUUUACCGGUAAUCCGACCACCAAUAACAUGUGCCAGAAGUGCUUCAACGCGACCACGGCGGCAGCGGCGGCGGCGGUGGCUACCACCGCCACGACGUCGUCUUCCACGACUGGAAUAUCGGUACCUCGCAAGUUGUCCGGCGAGAAAAAUUCCAGAUCUAGAUCUCGAUCGCCUGUGCUAAUGGAUUCGGUUCGCGAUAGUUGCAGGAUUAUGUCCGUGGAUCGGUCCAAAUCUGACGAAUCUGCCAAGCGCCAGGUGAAUCGAUGCUCCGGAUGCAGAAAGAGAGUCGGAUUGACCGGAUUUCGGUGUCGAUGCGGGGAGCUCUUCUGCGCCGAGCACCGGUACUCCGAUCGCCAUGACUGCAGCUUCGAUUACAAGGCCGCCGGUCGCGAUGCCAUAGCAAGGGAAAAUCCAGUCGUCAAAGCACCGAAGAUCGUUAGAGUCUGAUUUGUAUAAAAAGUCAAAAAAAAAAAACCAAAAAAACAAAAAACAAAAAACAGAAACAUCAUAUUUGAUCUGAAAUGUCAAAUUUAAGAUCGUGGACUCGAAAGAAACAAAGAAAAUUUCUACGGAAAUGAAGGUUAUAAAUCCCGCAGUCUCUCCCUCGGAGAUUACAGAUCUAUCAGAGGGAGCGAGGAAUUGUCGUCGAAUAUCAUGAUCUUCGUGUCUGAUAAUUAUGAAUUAUCUCUCUUUUUUAAUUUUUAAUUUUUCGAUUUUUAUUUCUGCUUCAAUCCACACUUCUUAAUUCUUCUUUCUUCUCCAUCCAUUCCUGGUAUCUGGAUAAAGAUUAUUUGUAAGGCUCUUCAAUAUUCAAUCCAUUUCGUGUUCUUCU